[Torrubiella] hemipterigena is the source of this 702-nucleotide messenger RNA. The record is from the annotation of a GenBank genome assembly. Lineage: Eukaryota; Fungi; Ascomycota; Sordariomycetes; Hypocreales; Clavicipitaceae.
AUGACACAACGUGAAGGCACGAGAGGCAUCAACCGGCCAUCCCCUGUCGCGUGCAACGAUGCCUGCAGCAAACUAGCCUCCAUUCUACCGAUUCUCGAAGCCUUUAACCACCGACAUCGCAACCAGCACUCUGCCAGCCAUUGGUGGAAAGCAUUCAACAUACUCCGGCGACAACUGCGUAAACUCUGCGAAACAUUACACCUUGCCAUCGGAUACCAGGGCCGCAAGCAGGAGAGGCACCUGGCUAUGGUUUCUGCACAAUCACAGCAUAUCGCACAUGUUGUCAUACCACAAUCAUACCCCGCCAUCACACAGCUUGCUGCAGAUAACCAGCAUGCGGCCCUAGGCAUAGCCCUAAUGGCGGCAAUUGCAGGUGUGCACUCGGCUCUUGUCGGGCUUCUCCCAGAGGAAGAAACUGCCGGCGCCGAUACUACAAAACAGAAAAUAAAUACAGAAAUGAGGCCCGCAGAAUCAAGCAAUGACGGCGACAAAGGUGUUACCAUCUCUCGCAGCCAAUUUACAACUGCCCAUGAAGUCGCGCCUGAUCGUAAACGCAAGGCGACGUCGACUUUGGUAGCUGCGGAAGACAAGACAGCCUCAACACAAGCUAUCGGGUCAAAGGAAAAGGAUAAAUCCAGCAGAAAGAAGAAGAAACCCAAGAAAGGAGGAGACGCAUUCUCCAGCCUAUUUGGAUCGUUAUGA